GCUAUUUAAUGUCACAAGAAGUCAAGAAUGAGCGUUUUAAAAGCAGUGAUCUGUUGCACCAAACAGAAACAGUAUCCUCUGCAGACACAAACGUCAGUUACAAAGAGCUGAGCAAAACCCUUUCUGACUACAUGAUGCACCUCCUCGUCGUGCAGCCCUCUCUGAUGUCAACAGUUGCAGGGAUUGAUAAGGUAAGGUUCAGAGAUGCAAUAGCAGAGGUCAGAAACCUUCAAGAGGCUAAAAAGCUGUUUCAGUGGAUGCAUGUUGCGGAUUCGAGAGAUGCAAAGAUGGCCUGUGAAGCAAUUGUGGCUUCCUAUAAGUCAGCUGAGCAAAGGCACGAGAGUGCCAAAGGGUACCGAAGCAAGUCUGUUGGUUCUCGUGUUCUCUUAGUUCUA
Molecule: messenger RNA, 395 nt
Organism: Thlaspi arvense
Lineage: Eukaryota; Viridiplantae; Streptophyta; Magnoliopsida; Brassicales; Brassicaceae
Source: the annotation of a GenBank genome assembly